AGUAGGACGUUUGAGGGUCUGUAGGUCUGAGGGACUUCUUCUUGCGUGACGAUCGGAAGGUUUUAAGGCUGGGAGGUUUAGGUUCUACCUAGGCCAGUGGGCAUGUGAAGUUAGCCGCUUUUUAUUUUCGUCUUCUUCUUCUUCUUCUUCUUCUUCUUUUUUGUCCUUCGGAUUAUGAUCAAUGGAUAGGUGCAAGAAGGACUUACUAGGUUGGAUUAAGACACAUUUGGAGGCGGGAUAGGUCAUUGGAGGUAGCAAUUGUGGCGAGUGUGAAAAGAGAGUUAGAUUGUGACGAUUGUUUCUAGCAGCAGUUGCUCAGAGGUCUCUGCAGUGGACAAUGAGGGAAACAGCGUGCAUGACAUUUAGGCGUCGGAGUGACUGUGUAAAGAUCAAGUUUUAAGGAGCUGCUGCUGCGAGGAUGUUGCCUCUUGUGCCGUGAUUGACCGGAGGUCAGUCUUCUACUUUGACGGAGCCCUCUUCUCCCUCUCGAUUUUAAUUUCUAGUUUUUAAUAAUUUAAUUUUUUUGGCUUCUUUUCCUUUUGGAUGGAUCAUCUGCAAUGAAGUUUGGGUGAAAUUGCUGCGCGUUGUGUGACUUUUCACCCUCUGCAUCUGCUUUCACUCUGAGGACUGUGUGGCAUUGCACACUGAUUGUUAUUCAGUCAGCACAUGGGGCUCAAACUGCUCCCCUUUUUGUAAAUAGAGAUUGAACUAUGAGCAUCGGUCUGUUUCGUAUCAGUGAUUAAAGUCUGUUCCUUUAUCUUUCAUAUCCGUGAUUUAAGUCUCCUGCAAACUUGGACUGGUUGAAUUGAGUAGCACAUUUUCCAUUCCAACAAUCCUCAUCUGUCGUUCACGCGAAACUUAUAGAAUGGCACCCCUUGAGAUUUCACAUGUUAAUAUGAGGAGCGUAGAAUGCGGUUAUGCGUCUUAGUGAAUUAUUUUUGCCAUAUUAACUACUGAAAUAUAGAAUUAUUUCAUAGAAAUCAGCCCAGGUUAACUUGCCCAACGUUUGCUGAUUGAUUAGCCUCCAGUCAUGAUCCCAGCAACCGUUUGGGGUCUCUGUAGAUGAUCAAGGACAUCGUAGUUUUGAUACUCUCUGAAAGUGAUUCAUGAUACACAUUGCGGGUUUCAGUCUAGUCUUAAAAGUUUUAGAGUUGUGAACAGGUUAGUCCGUUUGUUUUCUUGGAUAUUGCAUUCGCCGCCUUUGACUCUAGUUUUCCGUUUCCUUUUCUUUGAGGUGUACGUGGUAAGGAGCGCAAGUAGAUCACCGACAUGUACGAAGAAGUUGGAGGUCAAGACGACGUUGUGAAAUCAUGGGGUGGUCAAUGGGCGAUACGAAGGUUCUAAAGUAGUGACUUCGGGAAUCUAGUGAUGUUCUCAAGCUAGUGUUCACAGGGAUAAGCAGGAAAGGAAUCACUGAAGGGAAAAGGAGCUGUGUUUUGAAUACUGGUUAUAUCAGGAAGGAUCAAGAAAUUCAGACGACCUCCAUAUUGGAUCUUGAAUAUUAUACGUUUUAAAUUUCUCGGUACAGGUAUUGUUGCAUAAAUAGCGUGGUGAUACGUCUUGUCACGAACACUUCUGAGAAUCUGGACUAAGAGUUGGAAAGAGAAUUUGUUGGAGCUGAAGCGUAACUAGUUUUAGUUCUUUGUAUCGUCGGCGAUGGAGACAACGUGUGAUUUUUGCGGCGAAGGCCAGGCAACUGUGUACUGCAGAGCAGACUCAGCUCUGCUCUGCCUUUCAUGUGACCAGCACGUGCACAGUGCAAAUGCACUGUCACAACGCCACUCUCGCACUUUGUUAUGUCAUGGCUGCAACAUGCGCCCUGCUGGGGUUCGGUGCACAACCUGUCAAAAUUGUUUUUGUCAAACUUGUGACGAUAAUACGCACAGUCCUUCCAUGAUGUCCGCUCAACACCAGCGGCACGUCUUGGAGUGCUUCACUGGGUGCCCCUCUGCAUCCGAGCUUGCAGCUCUGUGGGCUUGCGACAACUGCAGUGAUGUUGGUGGACCCAUUUCAUCAGUCUUUUCUCGGGGGUUGAAUAGUAAAUGGGCAGAAAUUGCUGGUUCUAGUGCCACCAGGUCGACUGUAGCAAGAGAGAAUCAGAUGGGUGGUGCUCAAAGGAUGGACUCUAGUUCAGGAGUCGCUGCUGUUGGCGUCACCAACAUAUCUAGUGCUGCGCCUCCUCUGCUUGCCAAGAGUGCAGUACUUCCGAGCACCUCAGCAGUGGCGAGGCAACAAGAACAGGGUUGUAUUGAAAAAGAAAUAUCCCAGCAACUUCAAGUUCUCCAGGUCCAAGAUCUGGCUCGUACUUCUUCAGCAUCCUUGCCAGUUCAACAGGCAAAGCGACAAUGUGUGAACACCCAGACUAGCAGCCAGACGCAGCAAGAGUCUGAGCAAUGUUCACCCAUGCCUGUUCGUAGACACUCAGACCAGCAGCCUGCGCAGAACUCUGGAGUUUCUGGAGGUGAGUCUAGCAUGGGGGUUGAUGAUGGUCAGAUGAUGAAGCUGGAGGAUGGACCUAAUGACCUCGUUAAUCAAGGUGGUCCUGACCCUUUCUGGCGGAGUAAUGCCUUGACUCAAGCUACUCAGAUGUGGGGGCAGAACAUGCAGGACCUGGGAGUCUGUGGAGAGGUUUCCGAUCCUUGUGACGCUUUUAGUAUGGCUGACGUGGAUCUAUUUUUUGACAACUAUGAAGAUAUGUUCUCUAGUGGCUCAGGUCCCUCUAGAUCUUCAUUUGAAGAAAUAAGCCCACGAUGCUCUUCCAUUGGUCAAGAUUCAGCAAAUGCUAGCAACGACCAUGCCCGCAUGCAGAGCAUUCCCGAAGCAGAACUGUUCAAACCCAUCAAUCAAGAUGCUGCAACCACAGCCAAUGAUAUCAAGUUGAGGGAGAACAUGGUUAGGCAAGCGGGUCCGGGUCCUGGUCCUGUUCCACCAGAGCUUCAUGAGAUGGCAGUUUUAAUGGCAAUGAACGACAUGGAUAGAACCCCCUGCAAUAUGGGAUCGCAAUUUCCGGCAGGACCUGCUUUAACCAGUCGCUCUCUUACACUUCCUGGUCGGAGCGGUGACAGUGGUGAUUAUCAAGACUGUAAUUUAUCACCUUUGUUUUUCAGCUCUGGGGAGGCUUCCUUGGGCUCCAGGAGUCCAGACAGUGUUUCCAUCGCCCAAGCACGUGACUCCGCAAUGCUUCGUUACAAAGAAAAAAGAAAAAUUCGCAGGUUCGACAAAAGGGUUCGGUACGAGUCUCGCAAAGCCCGUGCAGAUAUCCGCAAGAGGGUGAAGGGUCGGUUUGUGAAGGCAGGGCAGGCCUAUGAUUAUGAUCCUUUAGCCACCACACGGAGCUUCUAGAUUGUUCCUCCCCUCAGAUGUGAACAUGCAGCAACAACAUUUUUGAGAGGUCUACAUCUGUUUGGGCCCUUGAAAAUGUAUAAAUGAACCAGGAGCAUGUUGUCUCACUAGUUCAUGUGGUAUUACAGGUACAUAGUGUGAUGUUUUAUGCAAGGGUGUGGCAGGUUUAGGACGUGGCAAGAAAGUCUAGCUCUUUUGAUUUCAAAAUUGCAUUUUGAAGUUCGUGUCCCUGAGCAGGGUCCUUGUCAUUAUGGAUCUUGCACAUGGGCUCCGUCACUUGUGUGUGUAGACUGCCGAUUGCGUUUACUGUGGACUGCUCAACAUGUUUGGAGUUGUAGGUUUUGUCGCUGGGUGGCUCGCCGACUGUAGGCUAGAUGUACCAUAUUAAUUAAUCUGGUUGUUGAACCAUCUCUUGGUUUAAGUCCUCGCAAGUUUCUACAUUUUAGCAUAAUUGCAAAGACUUGACAGGCUGCUCUCACUGCAGAGAGCAGCCUUGUUUGUAUGAUAAAAGGAACUCCAUCGCAUUGGCUACUGCGAUUUUAUUUGGAAAGUUCAGUUUGCAUGUUGCAAUCACAGCCCUUGAAA
Molecule: messenger RNA, 3927 nt
Organism: Physcomitrium patens
Lineage: Eukaryota; Viridiplantae; Streptophyta; Bryopsida; Funariales; Funariaceae
Source: RefSeq, a predicted model, not a curated record